Fragaria vesca subsp. vesca is the source of this 2251-nucleotide messenger RNA. Its product is annotated as probable receptor-like protein kinase At5g18500-like. The transcript has 9 exons. The record is from RefSeq and is a predicted model, not a curated record. Gene Ontology annotation, molecular function: protein kinase activity; ATP binding. The coding region runs from base 441 to 1973 and encodes 510 amino acids. Gene Ontology annotation, biological process: protein phosphorylation. Lineage: Eukaryota; Viridiplantae; Streptophyta; Magnoliopsida; Rosales; Rosaceae.
AAUUCCAUGCUUCUGUUUUACUGUAUGUUCUUAUGUGAUACUUGUACAAAGGCAACAUCAUCAUCAUCUAUCUAUCUCAGUUCUGAAAUCACCACCUACCACUGAUAACUCCAUUCCUUCUUCUUCUUUUUAUAUAUCCCCACCAUUCACUUAACACAACUUCUCUUUCCAUGUUUGCACAACUGAACGAUCUCACUUGCUGUUUUUGGAUUUGGGUUUUUGAGAAGGUCCAAGGCUGGUGGUGCCUGAAAGCUCCAUCUCCGCUUAGAUUCAGAUUUCAGAAGCACAUUUGACCCACACAGAGGAAACCCAUAGAUCUGGAAUUGUGGGUUUGAUACCUUGGUUUUGGAUAAGGAAUGUCGAACUGGUUUCAAAGAUCUGGCAUUUCGAGGUUGCUGUUUUGAGACACUUUAUAGAGAGGCAUCUCAGCAUCUAAUAGAAUGGCCUCUGAUCUCAAAGCAGAGUUAUCCAAGGAAGCUUUUUUGGGUCUGAAGGUCUGGGAAGUGAUUGGAAUAGCUGUUGCAUUGUUUAUCAUAAUAAUCCUCACUGUGCUAUCACUAUGCCUUACUUCGCGUAAGAAAUCGAGAAAAGCCGGGGCCAGGAUUCCCCACAGUCAAAUUCCAACUGUCUCAAAAGAAAUUAAGGAAGUUCGAGUGGAGCAAAUAACUGCCAGUGAAUUUGUUCCCCGUGAUGGAAUUCUUCUUACCAUUCAUGACAAAUCCAGCGAUAGAGAAUCAGAUAAGGUUAUGGUCCAUCUGGGUAUGGGAAAGUCAAAGAAUGGAGAGAAUAGUAGUCGGUCAGGUUCAUUUAAUCAUUUAGAAAAAGAUGGGGGAGAGUCUCAAUCUGGAGAAGAAGGGAGUUCUACCACGGGUACAGGGUACAAGCCUUCUUCAUCAUAUCCCAUAACUGCUCCAUCUCCUCUAGUUGGUCUGCCUGAAUUCUCGCACUUGGGUUGGGGCCACUGGUUUACAUUAAGGGACCUUGAGCUAGCAACAAGCAGGUUUUCAAAGGAAAAUGUUCUUGGCGAGGGUGGAUAUGGAGUUGUUUACCGGGGAAAUCUCAUUAAUGGAACUCCUGUUGCAGUUAAAAAGAUCCUAAACAACCUUGGCCAAGCAGAGAAGGAAUUUAGAGUGGAAGUUGAAGCAAUUGGCCAUGUCCGCCACAAGAAUUUGGUUCGUCUUUUGGGAUACUGCGUUGAAGGGACUCACAGGAUGUUGGUCUAUGAGUAUGUCAACAAUGGAAACUUGGAGCAGUGGCUUCAUGGAGCUAUGCGUCACCAUGGAUAUCUCACUUGGGAAGCCCGUAUAAAGGUUCUCCUUGGAACAGCAAAAGCUCUUGCUUAUCUACACGAGGCCAUUGAACCAAAAGUGAUACAUCGAGACAUUAAAUCAAGCAAUAUAUUGAUUGAUGACGAAUUCAAUUCCAAGGUAUCUGAUUUUGGCCUGGCCAAGCUGCUGGGUGCAGGAACAAGUCACGUGACAACUCGUGUUAUGGGAACCUUUGGAUACGUGGCCCCUGAAUAUGCUAAUUCUGGACUUUUGAAUGAAAAGAGUGACGUCUAUAGCUUUGGUGUUUUGCUCUUAGAAGCCAUCACUGGAAGAGAUCCUGUGGACUAUGGUCGCCCUGCUGCUGAGGUAAACCUUGUUGAUUGGCUUAAAAUGAUGGUUGGAAGCAGAAGAUCAGAAGAAGUGGUGGACCCAAACAUCGAAGUCAGACCAUCAACAAGAGCCUUGAAACGAGCUCUCUUGACUGCUUUGAGGUGUGUUGAUCCAGAUUCUGAAAAACGACCCAAGAUGAGUCAAGUUGUCCGUAUGCUUGAGUCCGAGGAGUAUCCUAUACCAAGAGAGGAUCGAAGGAACCGAAGAACUCAAGCCGGUAGCAUGGAGAUCGACUCCCAAAAGGAAAAUUCAGAUACUGAUCGGAGUGAUUAUCCUGUUUCAAGAUCAGAAAGUAAAGACUACCAACAGCGAUAAUAAAACCAGUAGUUGAUUUCAGGAUCUGAGAAGUAUAUCGAGGGUAAUUCACGAUAUUUAUUUUUUCUACUCUUAAAAUUCUUGGGUUUGACGAGCUCGUACUAUCUAGGACAUGGGGAAGGGGUUCAUGUGGGAGAGGAGGUGGUCCUCAUAUUCUUUGUUUCUAUCUUCCCUUCCCCCAUUUUUUUCCUUGUAGAUUAAGAGAUAUAUAUUGUUUGUGUAUGGAAGUGGUGGUGUUUGUGUGUACAGAGUUGUUGAUCAUCAAAUUUGUUGGAUGC